ACAAAAGGAAACUUGGGAGAAAUUGAAACAAGCAAGGAGGGGACGCACGCACUGAGCCCACAGCACCCCUGGGUCCUGAGGACAUUUGCUCUGUGUAGGGACCAUGAACCACAAUUCCCAGCACUUCAUCAAUGGCCUGCAUGCCGAGGUCCCCCCAUCCUAUAGUGUGGUCAAGGAGGAACACGGGGUGGCUGUGCUGGGGGCUCCCCAGAUCUCAGCGCCUGUGACAACCACCGUGGUCAACAUCCAGCCCGAGACCAUCGUGCCCGACCACAUCGUCUGGUCCCUGUUCAACACGAUCUUCCUCAACGUCUGCUGCCUGGGCUUCGUGGCAUUCGCCUACUCUGUGAAGUCUAGGGACCGGAAGAUGGUGGGUGACGUGAUUGGGGCCCGGAGCUACGCGUCCACUGCCAAGUGCCUGAACAUCUGGGCCCUGGUCCUGUGCCUCCUUGGGACCAUAGGGUCCAUUGUUCUUCUGGUGCUGGUGGUGUAGCCGAAAGGCCAUCGUGCAACAGGGCAGGGCAUGCAGGGUGGCACAGGCUCUUAGCUAUCAUCUCCAUCACGGUAAUUUUCAUCAUUUGACAUGCUCGCUGAUGACAUGGAAGAAAUUCUGACGUCACGAAGAUUUAGGAGGCUUCUGGUGGCUGCGAUAGCCUGAGGCUGUCACCCUUCCUACAGCUGUUUAUAUGCACCUGUGUCAACAACUGAAUUCAAUAAAGGACAGGCAUGUACAA
Messenger RNA from Artibeus jamaicensis (Jamaican fruit-eating bat), 734 nucleotides. Its product is annotated as interferon-induced transmembrane protein 3-like. Lineage: Eukaryota; Metazoa; Chordata; Mammalia; Chiroptera; Phyllostomidae. The record is from RefSeq and is a predicted model, not a curated record. The transcript is spliced from 2 exons. Gene Ontology annotation, biological process: defense response to virus; type I interferon-mediated signaling pathway; response to interferon-beta. Bases 104 to 493 code for a protein of 129 amino acids. Gene Ontology annotation, cellular component: plasma membrane.